AUGACAAGAUUUUAUCCAUCAACAAACAAUCAUUCAAUUACAAAUAAAAAAAAUUUAACUGAUCAUAACAAUGAAAAUAAUAUAUGUGAAGAAGCUUUUGUAGUUCGAGUAACUCAACAGUGGAAAUUAAAAACAUCAGAUCAACAACAAUCAACAAACAAUGAAUAUUCUCAACCGUUUAUUGAUCCACAUUCAUUUACACAAUCAAAAAAUAUUAAUACUAUUUCCAAUCUGUCAAAUGAAAAUCUAUCAAGUUACACUGAUAAGAAUAGUAAUAAAGAUGGAUUAUCAACAAUUAUUGACGAAUCAGAAAAAUCGACAAUAAAAAUAAAAAAAAGAAAUACACCAAUACAUAAUUCUCAUCGACGUCGAAGACCGAAUUUAAAUAACACUUCAAGAUUAAAUGAAUCAUCAAAUUCUCAAUUAUAUACAAACUCUAAUAAAACAAAAUUUAUUGAAACGAAAAAACCAAUAAAAAAAAACGAAAAAUCAUUACCUAUUUUUAUUCCACCAAAAACAUCAUCAACGCAAUCACAUAUAUUUUCUUCUACAUUUCUAUUUGAUAAUUCACUUCAAACUAAAAAAAAAUCUGUUAACAAACAACAAAAUACAUUUACUAAUAAUAAUUCUUCAUCACCUACAAGUUGGACAUCAACUUCAUCAACAUCACCAGUAUAUUAUCAUAUGCAAUCAUUAAGUAAUUUAAGUGAUGAAGAUUCAGCUGAUGACAAUUUAUUUAUACAAAAAACAAAACCUAAAUUGAAAGAUCAACAAACUCAUUCAUCAUUUCCAACUGGUUUUAAUAGUCCAUUAGCUAUAUUCAUUACUGAUCCAUAUGGACAUUCACAUAGAUUCAAUCCAGAGACUGAUAUACUAGAAAAACGUAAUAGUCGUGAAGAAAUUUUUGAUGAGGAUUUAAUUCCAACUGAUACAAAUACAUUGUGUGCAAAUAGUGUAUUUGAUAUUUCUUCAUCAUCUGAAAUUAUAACAAUUCCAUCAGUACCAUUAAUAACUCUUGAUAGACAUAGUUUACAUAGUAUUAGCGAAGAAGAAGAUGAAGAUGAAGAUGAAGAAGAAAGUGAUCAUGAUAGUAGUAAUAUUUUUUCAAAAGAACUUGAUCGUAUUGAAGCAUUAGAUCGAUCAUAUCAAAUAAAUUUCAAUCCAACAAAUAAAGAUCAUAAUGAAAUUCAACAUAGAACUGACAAAGAAUUAUUAGGUCGACGAUGGAGUGAUGGCAAUUCUAAUGAAGAAAAAGAACGAAUUCCAUCAACAGAAUCAUCAAUGAAGAAAACAUCAAGUGCAAUAUCUAUUACAAAAUCGAGUGAAAAUCUACCAGUUAAAUUAUCGUUGACAAAAUAUAUUCUUACGAAAUUACAUUUAAUAUCAUCAAGUAAAGAUAAUGAUUCGAAUAUAUCAUCAUCAAUAAUAAAUCCACAAAAAAAACGUACUGUACGUCGUUCAACGGACAAAAAACAUUCUCGCACAACCCUAUCAACAAUAAAUGAUUCAAAAUCAAAACCAAAUACUAAUAUUUAUGAAUCUUCAAACAGUCUCAUAUCAAAUAGAUCAGUUCAAGAACAAAACUUAACCACUGAUACGAUUCAAUCACCAAAUAAUUCUUAUCGUUUUAAUAAUAAUAAUAACAAUAAACAAACAUUAGGAGAUAAAUUUGGUAGUGUUGGAACUCUUGAUAAAAUUGAUAGUGAUGAUGAUGACGAUGAUGAUAUUGAUGGAAAAUUUGAAAAAGCCAAAUUAGGUUUAGCAAAUCGUGCAUCUUCCUGUAUGGAUAUGCGUGGUUCACAAUCAAGUAUAAAUUCUGUAGUAAGUGAAAAAAAAGCUCAUUAUGGUCUUGAUAUAUCUGGUACAAUUGAAUUAAAAUUAACAUAUUCAACAACAACAGGUGCAUUAGAUAUUUUAAUACAUAAUUGUAAAAACUUAACUCCAGCACAAAAAAAUAAAAAAUCUGAUCCUUAUGUUAAAGUUUAUUUAUUACCUGAUCGUUCAAAAAAUAGCAAACGUAAAACAUCAACUAAAAAGAAUACUACUGAUCCAGUUUUUGACGAAAAACUUCGUUAUCAUGUAACUAAACAAGAAUUUGAAACUCGCGUUUUAUGGAUAUCAGUAUGGAGUCAAGGUGCAUUAGGACAAAAUAAUUUUCUUGGUGAAAUACAUAUUCCAUUAUCUAAUUGUACAUUAGAUAAAACACAAGAACAUCAAUUAGUUGCUCAAAAGCAAAAAAAUGAUUUAGCACCAGUUAUUGAACCAACUGUAGAAUCAGCUGAAAUACAGUUUCAAUUAACAUUUAUUGAAAAUCCAAAUCAUAAAGAAGUUGGAACAUUACAAGUACAUUAUAUCGAAGGAAAAGCUAUUUUUUCUGGUAAACGUCAGGUUGAUGCAAUUUGUAAAGGUAUAUUAAUGCCUGAUCAUGUUAAACGAAAACUACCAGCAAUACGUAAAGGUCCAACACCCAAAUGGGAAAUACCAAUACGAUGGGAUGGUGUACGUCGUAAUAAUUUAGAAAAUUCAUCUGUUGAAAUCAGUAUUUGGUCUCAAGAACGUUUUCGAAAAACAAUGGUUGGUUUUGUACGUCUUAAUCUUGCAAGAGGACAUUUUGAUAAUAAACCAGUUAAAUGGUCAGAUGCAACAAAAGCAGAAAAAUCAGCUUGGGAAACAUUUCUUCGUCGACCAACGGAAACACAUCAUUUUAGACUUCCGUUACGACCAGCCACUGUUGAAGAUAAAUAA
Molecule: messenger RNA, 2745 nt
Organism: Rotaria sordida
Lineage: Eukaryota; Metazoa; Rotifera; Eurotatoria; Philodinida; Philodinidae
Source: the annotation of a GenBank genome assembly